ACCAACCCCGUGAUUUUGGCGGGCGUAAUUUAAGAGCGCCUACCGUCCCAGGGGGCGCUUUAGACACGGCUGUUGCGCAAUAACAGCGCGCUCGCCUUCCCGACGAGCGCAUCGUUCGAAUUUCCCGCCUCAGAAUUCCGCAGUGACAUCAAAGCCGGCUAGGAGCUCUGUCGCACGUGCUCACAAUGUUUUUCGAAUAAUUUUUCAUUGAAAAUGAACGAUUUCGCAAAAAUUCGACUACUAGGUUCUUGGGCAGGGCUCGCGGAUGCUUUCGCCCACAACCGAUUCGCUAAAUUCGCGUUUAGCUCGUGCUGCUCAUGAGUUCGGUGAGCUCCAGGUACGAAAGUCCGCGCGACGAGCGCCAAAUGUUUUGGUUGCGGGGCUGCACCCACUGGCUACUGCGAUCGGUUGCUGCUGCUGCUGCUGCUGCUAUUGGGAUGGCUGUUCAGGAGCUCAAUUGUCUAGCACAGGCAGUUGCUGUUGCUAGCAUGGCUGCCACCGAGACCCAACGUUUUGGCCUAAACGUCGUGCUUCGGAAGUUCCCUGAGCCGCGACCGAGGACCUACCCAGUGUACGACAGGCUACAGCAAACCGUACGAUACUCGCAGGUUCUCAAUGACGACCAGUUGACGUCACUGAUUCUGAAGGAAAAAGAGAUUUGGGACGUUUUAGGGGUCGCGCGUAGCCUCCACAUUAUACGACUAGACGAGUCUCGAUCGGCUGUUAUCUUCGGUGAGGAUCGGGACCACCUGCAAACGGUAGUCAGUCGCCUCGUGCCACGAUCUUUGCCACCCGACCAUGUUAGGAGCUACCUGGCGCAGAUGUGCGCCAUCUGCGAAGACCUUCAUGCGCGAGGCUUUACACUUCAGGGCGCACUGCAGCUUAGCUCGUUCGCACUCGACAAAUGCGAUCAUGUAUUCCUGCUUAGUUCAACCGGCGUCCAGAAGGCGAGUAACUGGCGGCCGGUAAGCCUCAACCCGCAAUAUACCGCCCCCGAGGUGUUACGGCAAUCGUUACAGCUGCGUGAGGACGUCCUCGAACACCAACGGCUGCAUCAGGCUUCGCCCUUUUCCACUCCGUACAACUCCUUCUCCUGUGAUACAUUGUUUCAUGCCGAUGCCUAUAGCGUGGGCAUCUGCGGAUUAGUUAUGGCUACUGGGAAGAGACCCUUCCGUAUAAAUGUUGGACGUUCAACAACGGCUGAGGACUGGAUACAAAUGACCAAUCGGCUUGUUCUUGAGAUACCCAACGAUCUCGCCAAAGAUUUGAGGUGUCUGCUUUCUCAUCUACUACUGUUAAAUCCUGAGCGGAGGAUGAGUGUCAGUGAAGCCUUACAUCAUCCUGCACUUCACGCGUUCGUGGGUCAUUUACGUAGGAGUCCAACUGUAACAACACCUCCAUUCCUUAGUUUUAUGCAGACGACCACACCGACGACAGCAGCAACAGCAAAAACAACCGAAAACAGCCAAGACAAACAGCAGCGACAACGGCACGCUAUGAUUAGCAACGUUACUGUAGACUCUGUUAACACGGAGGUUUUAAUUCCCCAGACGAUCGACCACACGAGCAAUAACAGUAACCGGAACAAUAACUGUCGUAUUGAUCCUGAUCCUCUCAGCCUAAAUGAGGCCAUUAUGCCAGCCUCGCCGGAGGGCAGCGAUCAGGACGAGGCUUGCUGUGAAGCGAAUGAAAUAUCUGGCGGCCGUGAAUGUCAGCAACGAGCAGAUAUUGACAAGGCGGUUCUUCCGGCGGACCGUGCCGAGCUCGUUACAUUUGUUGUUGAUGCUGUAGGUAGCAGCAAUGGCGACGACGACGACAACAACAAUAACAACACUGAUGAGACCUUAACAUCUCUAUCGCUUACCGCAUUGCCGAUUUCCACCCGACGGGAACAUUUCGUUCGCGAGGAUAUCAUACAGCAGCAGCCGCAGCAGAAUGCAGUGUCUCCGCAGAAACUUCUGCUCUCUCAGGACCGGCCGACGCCUGACUGUUGUGCCGAGGCAGUGGCGGAGUCAGGCCGACAGGACGGUUUUGUCGUAGCUGUCGAGAAUUGUUCACCAACGUCAGUGUCUUCAGUGCGACAACGGUCUUUGGCGGGACACACCGAGGACGUGACACCAGAAGAUAGUGACGUUGGAUCUGUUGAAAAUUGUGACGUCGAGCUAUUGCAACAGCAGCAGUGGCAGCAGCAACAACAACAACAACAGGCGCCGCUUCACCAGGAAAACCAAUUUCGGCAGCGGAGUGACGGUUACCCCGAACGAGAUCGAAAGGAAGCGUCUGGCGUCAGGAUCGCUGCUGUUCCAACAACUAGAAUUGUUUCCGGUGCCACGGCCGUAUCGAUUAGCAACACUGCAGCUAAAGGCACCAGCGAACGGACCACACACAAAGCCAAUAGCAUGUUGUGAUGGCCAAAAUAUAAUAGAUCUCAAAAAGUAAAAAUCACAAAAAAACACUAAUACUUUCAAACACAUACAAAGCGUGAGACAUAUGGAAUGACGGUGAUAGUGAAGACCGAGCCAUUAUCGACGUCUAAUGUGGGUAAUUGAUGAGGUCGUUGCUAACAAUAAUGUGAGAAAAAAGCAGAUACAGCGAAAGAAGGACCCAGAGAAAAAGAGCGAGAGUGCGAGUGCGAGAGAGAUAGAGAACGAGUGAGUGAGUGAGAGAGAG
Varroa destructor (honeybee mite) is the source of this 2670-nucleotide messenger RNA. RefSeq lists its product as uncharacterized. Gene Ontology annotation, molecular function: ATP binding; protein serine/threonine kinase activity. Gene Ontology annotation, biological process: peptidyl-serine phosphorylation; regulation of autophagy. The record is from RefSeq and is a predicted model, not a curated record. Gene Ontology annotation, cellular component: cytoplasm. NCBI's taxonomy places the organism in Eukaryota, Metazoa, Arthropoda, Arachnida, Mesostigmata, Varroidae.